GAUCCGCUUCGAACCCCUCUCCCAAAUUCCUCGCCUUUCUUCUUCCUCUUCCUCCUGCUCUGUUCUGUUCUGGUUCUGGGUUUGAUCCUAUUUUUGAAGCUUUUUACUUGUUGAUUUGCAGAAUUGGAGCUAACCCAGUUGAAAUAUUGGUGAAAACUGAAGUGGGUUUGCUUUAGAUUUCAGAAACAAUGAGGGAAGAGGAUUCAAAUUGGUUCUCAAAAUGGGAAGAGGAGCUUCCUUCUCCUGAUGAAUUGAUGCCUCUUUCCCAAACCCUUAUCACCCCUGAUCUUGCUGUGGCAUUUGACAUCUCAAGCUCAAAUGCUGUCAUUGAUAAUAACAGCCAUCCGCCGCCGCCUCCUCCGGUUGUCGCUCAGCCGAGUUCUGCUGAUUUUGGGGAUUGUGGGGACCUGGGGUCCGGCGAGCCUGCGAGAACCCUGAAGCGGCCGCGCCUGGUCUGGACUCCACAGCUCCAUAAGCGAUUUGUCGAUGCCGUCGCCCAUUUGGGGAUAAAAAAUGCUGUCCCGAAAACCAUAAUGCAGUUGAUGAGCGUCGAUGGGUUAACUCGUGAAAACGUAGCUAGCCAUUUGCAGAAAUACCGUCUCUAUUUGAAGCGUAUGCAGGGGAUUUCCAGCGGCAGCGGUGGCAGUGGCGGUGCUAAUGGUGCCGCCACUUCAGAUCUCGCUACUGAUCAUUUGUUCGCCAGUUCCCCUGUUCCGCCUCAUUUUCUUCACUCUUCUCGGACUAAUUCCGACCAUUUCUUGCCGUUUGUACCCGUCGGAGCGCUGCAGCAGCACCACCACAUGGCUGCCGCCGCCGCCGCCGCUCAGUACCACCGGCAAGUGGCUCAAUUUGGGUCGCCGCCAAAUGGGCAAUUUGAGCGUCCGUUUUUGGCUCGGCCUAUUCACCGGCUUGGGGCUCCGGUGAGUAACCCGGCGACGAAUCACAUCGAAGAUUUGGAUUCGGGUAAUGCAACAGAAGGGAGGAAGGUUCUUACUCUUUUCCCCACCGGAAACGAUUAAAAUUUCUUUCAAACAGAAAUCCGGCUAGAGACCUCUGUUUCACCGGCGGUAAUGGCGUUUUUCCGAUCUCCAAAUCCCAGUAUUCCAAAACAGUUCGCCGCCGGCAGCCGGUUAAAGGUAAAAUCAAUUCUAUUUCCGAACGAGUAAAAUUGUACAAGACUCUGAAAACCGCCAUUGAAAUCCUCAAAACAGAGCUCGAGGAUUUUCAGCUCUGUUCAUCAUCAUCUUCAUCAAAUCCUCUGUUUUUUUCUUAAUCGAUGCAAAAUUAGUGAAUCAGAUCCAAAUAAAGUUCAUUUUUUACUCUUUUUAUUUGAAGAUUUGAUCGAGUUCGAUCUUUUUUCAAGGCAAUAAUCUUGAAAUCAAAGCACCAGAUUCCUUGA
Cucurbita maxima (winter squash) is the source of this 1399-nucleotide messenger RNA. Its product is annotated as transcription factor MYBC1-like. Lineage: Eukaryota; Viridiplantae; Streptophyta; Magnoliopsida; Cucurbitales; Cucurbitaceae. The transcript has a single exon. Gene Ontology annotation, biological process: regulation of DNA-templated transcription. Gene Ontology annotation, molecular function: DNA-binding transcription factor activity; DNA binding. Bases 189 to 1019 code for a protein of 276 amino acids. Gene Ontology annotation, cellular component: nucleus. The record is from RefSeq and is a predicted model, not a curated record.